AUGAAACGAGCUGUAAGUAACAACUCGGCGGCUGCUAGCGCUGUGAAAAGUGGGUCGAGACCUCUGCACGUGGAGAGGGCGCUGCGCGAAAGAAAAAUCGAUGAGGUUGAGAGAAGAGAGAGGAGUGGCAAGUUUGGGAUUUAUGGAGGGAAGUUUGUGCCUGAGACGUUGAUUAGUUGCUUGGGCAAGCUUGAAGCUGACUUCAACUUUGUUCUGCAUGAUGCUGAAUUUCAGGACGAGAAAAGAAACAUUAUUUUCUACUAUUUCCCUGCCCUGUUUUCCUUUGACCAUCUUUUUCGGCGGAGCUGGCUAUUACCUGAAGAGAGAGAUCUCAACCACUGCGGCGCACACAAGAUGAACAAUGCCAUCGCACAGGCGAUGAUCGCCAAGCGCAUGGGCCGGCAAAGGGUGGUGGCAGCGACAGGAGCUGGCCAGCAUGGCGUAGCAACCGCCGCCGUGUGCGCUAAGCUGUCCCUGGAUUGCAUCAUCUUCUUGGGUUCCGAGGAUAUGGAGAAGCAAGCUUCUAAUGUGUUUUUGAUCAAGCUACUAGGUGCUCAGAUGACCAGAGUGGAGGGGAGCUUCAAUGAUGCAAGCUCAGAGGCCAUAAGGCAAUGGAUGAACGACCUGGAGGGGAGCUACUACCUGACAGGGACGGUGGUGGGUCCACGCCCAUGUCCGUGCAUGGUGAGGGAGUUCCAAUCCAUCAUCGGGAGGGAGACGAGGAGGCUGGCGAUGAAGCGGUGGGGAGGGUGGCCAGACGCGGUGGUGGCAUGCAUCGGGAGUGGCUCCAAUGCGCUGGGGAUCUUCCAUGAGUUCGUUGGUGAUGAGGGGGUGAGGCUGGUUGGUGUGGAGGCGGCUGGGUCUGGCCUUGACUCAGGGAGGCAUGCGGCCACUCUGGCCACAGGCCAUGUUGGGGUCUACCAUGGAGCCAUGAGCUACUUGUUGCAGGACCAGGAAGGCCAAGUUCUUGGUGCUCACUCCGUUGGCGUCGGGCUACACUAUCCAGGAGUGGGCCCGGAGCUGAGCUUCCUCGAAGACACGACGAGCAGAAUUCCAUACCGUCACCGACGAAGAAGCUCUGAACGCAUACCAAUUGCUAUCUAGAUAGGAAGGCGUAAUCCCAGCAAUGGAAGCCGCUCAUGCGUUGGCAAAUGUGAAGAAAACUUUGCCCGACCCUCCCCGAUUCCACAAAGGUUGUGGUGAAUUGCAGCGGAUGAGGAGAUAGAGACGCGCCUCUGUUCUUUCAACACCGACCCACCCUCAACGCAUAAAACUAGCAAGAUGUUUAGGGUGUAAAAAUUGCAAGAUUGAUGUUUUCCUCGUCAAUGUCAUAGCCUAGAGGAUUUGCAGAGCACCUCAGAUCCCGUGUGAACGCUGCCGCUUGAUCUAAGUUCUCCAAGGUGUUAAGCGAAAUCAACACCGAUAAUUUACAAUGACAUUGAAGGAACAAUCAUAUGCUUCGUGCAAAUAUAUGAUCUUCAAAACAAAUCCGGAAAACAUUAUUGGUCAUUACCUAUAUCAAGUUAAGAAUCACCAUACGAGCGACAAAAUAUGGAAUCAUUAAAAGUUGAAUACUAAGCCACCCCUGGAUAUU
Eucalyptus grandis is the source of this 1594-nucleotide messenger RNA. RefSeq names its product tryptophan synthase beta chain 2, chloroplastic-like. Gene Ontology annotation, cellular component: cytoplasm. NCBI's taxonomy places the organism in Eukaryota, Viridiplantae, Streptophyta, Magnoliopsida, Myrtales, Myrtaceae. The transcript is spliced from 6 exons. Gene Ontology annotation, biological process: L-tryptophan biosynthetic process. The record is from RefSeq and is a predicted model, not a curated record. Gene Ontology annotation, molecular function: tryptophan synthase activity. The coding region runs from base 1 to 1104 and encodes 367 amino acids.